GUUUGGGCCUGGGCUGCGAGACCCUGAGACCCUUGGCUCUUCUGCUGGGCUUCGGCAAGCGCGCGCCCAGGAGGCACGCGGCUCGGCCUUGGAAGCCAUGGACUCGCAGGGGCUGAAGACUUUGAUUAAUUACUAUUGUCAAGAGAGAUAUUUCCAUCAUGUGUUACUUGUUGCCAGUGAGGGAACUAAGAGGUAUGGCAGUGAUCCCGUCUUCAGGUUUUAUUAUGCCUAUGGUACAUUGAUGGAAGGUAGAACUCAAGAAGCUCUUCGAGAAUUUGAGGCUAUUAAAAAUAAACAAGAUGUAUCACUUUGUUCUCUAAUUGCACUGAUAUACACUCAUAAAAUGAGUCCCAAUCCAGAUAGAGAAGCUAUUCUGGAAUCAGAUGCCAGAGUGAAGGAGCAGCGUAAAGGAGCUGGACCAAAAGCUUUGUACCAUGCAGGCUUAUUUUUGUGGCACAUUGGUCGUCACGAUAAGGCGAGAGAAUAUGUUGACCGAAUGAUCAAAAUGUCAGAUGGUAGUAAAGAGGGACAGGUUUUGAAAGCAUGGCUUGAUAUUACAAGAGGAAAAGAACCUUAUACUAAAAAAGCACUGAGGUAUUUUGAAGAGGGAUUACAAGAUGGAAAUGAUAUUUUUGCUCUGCUGGGUAAGGCACAGUGCCUUGAGAUGCGCCAGAAUUACUCCCGUGCUCUGGAGACCGUGAACCAGAUAAUCAUGAACUUUCCCAGUUUCCCUCCUGCUUUUGUAAAGAAAAUGAAACUACAACUAGCCUUGCAGGAUUGGGACCAGACGGUUGAGACAGCACAGAGGUUAAUGCUGCAAGAUAAUCAAAAUGUGGAAGCACUAAGAAUGAUGGCCCUUUACUAUUUGUGUAGGGAGGGGGAUAUAGAGAAGGCUGCCACCAAGCUGGACAACUUAGGAAAUGCACUGGAUGCCGUGGAACCACAGAAUGCUCAACUUUUUUAUAACAUCACAAUCGCCUUCAGCAGAACUUGUGGACGUAGUCAACUGAUUCUUCAAAAAACCCAAACAUUACUAGAGAGAGCUUUUAGUUUAACUCCUCAGCAAUCAGAAUUUGCUACAGAACUUGGAUACCAAAUGAUUUUACAGGGGAAAGUUAAAGAGGCAUUGAAGUGGUAUAAGACUGCCAUGACACUAGAUGAAACCAGUGUCUCUGCACUAAUUGGAUUUAUCCAAUGUCAAUUAAUAGAAGGACAACUACAGGACGCAGAUCAGCAGUUAGAAUUCCUUAGUGAAAUUCAGCAGUCUAUUGGAAAAUCGGCGGAAUUAACCUAUUUACAUGCAGUUCUCGCUAUGAAGAAAAAUAAACGACAAGAAGAAGUUAUUAAUUUGUUAAAUGAUGUCCUAGACACUCAUUUUUCACACUUAGAAGAUUUACCUCUUGGCAUACAGUAUUUUGAGAAGUUAAAUCCUGAUUUCUUGCUAGAAAUUAUUACAGAAUAUCUGAAUUUCUGUCCAUUGCAGCCUGCAAGUCCUGGGCAACCUCUUUCUCCACUUCUCAGACGUUGUACCUCAAUCCUGGAGACUAUAGUAAGAACUGUUCCCGGUCUUCUGCAAGCUGUCUUCCUAAUAGCAAAAGUGAAAUAUUUGUCAGGUGAUACUGAAGCAGCUUAUAAUAAUCUGCAGCAUUGCCUAGAACACAGUCCUUCCUAUGCAGAUGCUCAUCUCCUGAUGGCUCAGGUUUAUUUGUCUCAGGAAAAAUUCAAAUUGUGUUCUCAGUCUCUUGAACUUUGUCUGAGCUAUAAUUUUAAGGUGAGAGAAUAUCCUUUAUAUCAUUUGAUAAAAGCUCAGUCACAAAAGAAAAUGGGAGAAAUAGCAGAAGCAAUUAAAACCCUGCAUAUGGCAAUGAGUUUACCAGGAAUGAGGAGAACUGGAACUUCCUCAAAGUCAAAAUACAGAAAAACUGAAGUCGAUGCAAGCCAUCGUUUAUCAGUCUUUCUUGAGUUGGUAGAGGUUCACCGUUUAAAUGGAGAACAGCAUGAGGCGGCCAAAGUUUUACAAGAUGCCAUCCAUGAAUUUUCCGGGACAUCUGAAGAGUUGCGUGUCACUAUUGCUAACGCAGACCUAGCUCUGGCCCAGGGAGAUGUGGAGCGGGCUUUAAGCAUGCUUCAGAAUGUUACAUCUGAGCAGCCUUAUUUCAUAGAGACCAGAGAAAAAAUGGCAGAUAUAUAUCUGAAGCACAGAAAAGAGAAGAUGUUAUAUAUCACUUGUUACAGAGAAAUUGCUGAAAGGAUGCCCAGCCCUCGUUCUUUUAUUCUCCUUGGUGAUGCAUACAUGAAUAUUCAAGAGCCUGAAGAAGCCAUAGUAGCAUAUGAGCAAGCAUUAAAUCAGAACCCAAAGGAUGGAACAUUGGCAAGCAAAAUUGGGAAAGCUCUUGUCAAAACUCACAACUACUCAAAGGCAAUCACUUACUAUGAAGCUGCUCUGAAAAAUGGACAACAAAAUUAUCUUUUCUAUGACUUGGCUGAGCUCUUAUUAAAAUUGAAAUGGUAUGACAAAGCAGAAGAAGUUCUUCAACAUGCACUAGCUCAUGAACCUGUAAAUGAACUGUCAGCUCUCAUGGAGGAUGGACGGUCUCAAGUUCUUCUAGCAAAAGUUUAUAGUAAAGUGGACAGACCUGGUGAUGCAGUUACUUCAUUACAACAGGCUCGAGAGUUACAAGCUCGGGUACUAAAACGUGUUCAGAUGGAACAGCCAGAUGCAGUUCCUGCACAGAAACAUUUAGCAGCUGAAAUUUGUGCAGAGAUUGCAAAACAUUCUAUUGCUCAGCGAGACUAUGAAAAAGCAAUUAAGUUUUAUAGAGAGGCUCUUGUUCAUUGUGAAACAGAUAAUAAGAUAAUGCUGGAGCUGGCACGAUUAUACCUGGCACAAGAUGACCCUGACGCCUGCCUGCGGCACUGUGCUCUGCUUCUCCAGAGUGACCAGGACAAUGAAGCUGCCACCAUGAUGAUGGCAGAUCUCAUGUUCAGAAAACAGGACUACGAACAAGCCGUGUUUCAUUUACAACAGCUUUUAGAACGAAAACCAGAUAAUUAUAUGACAUUAUCUCGUUUAAUUGAUCUCCUAAGAAGAUGUGGAAAACUUGAGGAUGUUCCGAGAUUUUUCUUAAUGGCUGAGAAACGUAACUCCAGAGCAAAGCUGGAGCCAGGAUUUCAGUACUGUAAAGGAUUAUAUCUUUGGUAUACAGGAGAACCAAAUGAUGCCCUUCGACAUUUUAAUAAGGCUCGGAAAGACAGUGACUGGGGCCAAAAUGCCCUUUAUAAUAUGAUAGAAAUCUGUUUGAAUCCAGACAAUGAAACUGUUGGAGGUGAAGUAUUUGAAAAUCUGGAUGGAGACCUGGGUAAUUCAACUGAGAAGCAAGAGUCUGUGCAGUUAGCAGUGAGAACAGCAGAAAAGCUCCUUAAGGAACUAAAACCUCAGACUGUUCAGGGUCACGUACAGCUUCGCAUAAUGGAAAACUGUUGCCUAAUGGCUACCAAACAGAAAUCUAAUGUCGAGCAGGCAUUGAAUACCUUCACUGAAAUAGCAACGUCGGAGAAAGAUCAUAUUCCAGCACUUUUGGGAAUGGCAACAGCUUAUAUGAUCUUGAAACAAACUCCACGAGCCCGAAACCAGCUGAAACGGAUUGCAAAGAUGAACUGGAAUCCUGUUGAUGCUGAGGACUUUGAGAGGAGUUGGCUGCUGCUUGCUGAUAUUUAUAUUCAAUCAGCAAAGUACGACAUGGCAGAAGAGCUGUUAAAAAGGUGCCUGCGUCAUAAUAGGUCUUGCUGCAAAGCUUAUGAAUAUAUGGGAUACAUUAUGGAAAAAGAGCAAGCAUAUACAGACGCUGCCUUAAACUAUGAGAUGGCGUGGAAACAUGGCAAUCAGACAAAUCCAGCAGUAGGGUACAAACUGGCAUUUAAUUACUUAAAAGCAAAAAGAUAUGUGGAUGCAAUUGAUGUAUGUCACCAGGUUCUCGAAGCACAUCCAACUUACCCCAAAAUCAGAAAGGAUAUACUUGAUAAGCAGAGGCUGCUGUUGUAUAUAAAGAGAAACGCUAUGUUAAAUGGAUGUCUUCUGAUGGAGAAGAGAAAAAGAUUCAAGAAGGAGAAGAUUGAAAAAGACUACCAGAAAAUGGCAAUAGGAGAGUGGCGAUAGCAACUUAAUAGGAGAGCACAGGAGUUACUGAGGGAGAGAGGAGUACCACUUGUCAAGGUGAGUGAAGAGUACAGUCCUGUAACUGCAGAAAAAAACCAGUUCUCUGCACUUUGCAUGAUUCUAGUAACAGAGUUUUAAAGAUGAUCCUACCAAAUGUAACUAAUAAGAAGCCGGAGGAAAUACCCGAGAUCACACAGGGCCACAAUGUGUAGUUGUGUCGUGUGAGCCCUGGACAGAGUGACCCACCCGAGGGGGUAGCAGAGGAGCAGAAGCUAGCACUCUGGGUCUCACAACUGCAACUGCACCCCUUGGAGGAAGAGGAUCCCUUACUAAUUUGAACAAAGUUUGAAUGAAAGGUGAGGAACUAGAGACAGAAGAGAAAAAUGUUUGGCUAUAGGGCUGAGGGUAAGGGAGCAAUAGAGUGAUGGCUACAGAGGUUUAUGAAAGGGUUUUUGUUUUCUGUUUUUCAAGACAGGAGCUACUUGAGCAUCUUGGAAUAUUUAUGGGGAAAGGUCAGUAGAUAUUGAAGGUAUAAGAAAGAGAAAAGGGAGAAGCCUGAGGAGGAAAAGGGGUCCAGGGGGUGGUUUAGAAGAAUUAGAGUUCAGAGGGAUGUGUGAUUUUUGUAAAGGGAGUAAAGGAACAAAAUAACUGUAGAAAGAGGUAUUACAUAUAAAGGUGUGCUUAGGAGCCCUUAUGCUGAUUUGCUCCAUCAGUUUUAUAGUAAAGUGGACUUUGACCUAAAGGCAGUACCACUCUUUCAUAUGCAUGGAAUUUGGGGGCCUCUGUUUUCCUUGAGCUCUGAAGUAUUUUCACUUACUUCCAGGUUCCUGGUUGUGGUUGCUGGAAGUCUGCCUGCCAGAUUAGAGGGGGGUUACUGUAACAUCAUAAAUCAUAGUUACGAGCAAAAAAGUGUUACCCACCUUUGAAUCCUCUUCUUAAGAACCAGAUGUUUUCUAGAGAAAUGCCUGACUCUACACUCGGCCUUAUAGUGCACAUAAAUGGAUCUGGCACGCUGCCCGUAAAACAAUUUGAUCCCAUAAACGAGGAAAGCUGAGUAACGAGCAGAUUCUAAAUGUCUUCCUUCCGAGUGGUACAACCUUAGAAUCUAUGGCAAUCUUUGAACGGGGCUGUUUUCAAAUAGUGUGUAUGUUAUGUUUAUCUUUCUUCAAACAAAUUCUUUUGGCAAUGUAACAGAAACUCUGUUUUAAAAAAACAAGUGUAUUUUAAGAAAGUAAUUACUAUUUCAGUUUCCGCCAGAGGCAGGCUAGUUUUAUUUUUAAUGGGUAAAUGAUGUAAGAACCUUAAAAAAAAAAAAAAAAAAAAAAAACUUGAAACACUAAGAACAGGGCUGGGAAGUAUUCAGUAGUAUCCUCACUUAUAAUGGGUAAUAGGUCCUGUUUCAUGGGUAGAGAUUAAACUUUUUAUGGAAAACACACUAAGCUUAAAGAACACUGGAGGAAAAAAUGUGCUAAAAUGCUAAGCAGUUACAUAAAUGCUCUCUUCAAACCGUUUAAGUUAAAUACUUGAAGUUGCUCUAGUCAGUGAAUGAAAACUCCCUGACAUACACUUUCUUGACAAGUUUCCAGCCAGUUUUUCACAUUAAGUCACAGAUUGCAGAGGAUAAUUUGAGGGGGAUACGGGGAUUGGGGAAAGUCCAGGAUAUUGAGAACACGCAAGAGCAAAGUUAAAAUGAUGGAGCACAGACCACACAGAGGUCAGGGGAAGAAAUGUGACCAAGGAGAUGUGUCUGGGUCCUGAUGUCAGUUCUUUGUGCUGAACAAGUAACUCUACUGUCUCUUAUGAAGUGUAAUAUCUUUUUUGUGUGAGUGAGCUUACUGCUG
Balaenoptera acutorostrata (minke whale) is the source of this 5997-nucleotide messenger RNA. It is a transcript of the gene TTC21B, whose product is annotated as tetratricopeptide repeat domain 21B. NCBI's taxonomy places the organism in Eukaryota, Metazoa, Chordata, Mammalia, Artiodactyla, Balaenopteridae. The coding region runs from base 98 to 4156 and encodes 1352 amino acids. The record is from RefSeq and is a predicted model, not a curated record. The transcript is spliced from 31 exons. Gene Ontology annotation, molecular function: protein binding. Gene Ontology annotation, biological process: intraciliary retrograde transport; protein localization to cilium. Gene Ontology annotation, cellular component: intraciliary transport particle A.